GGAGCUUCACGCAGACCGCUGCUUAUGGAGAGAAGACUCUACAAAAGAGAAAAAGUUAAAUGCGCGUCGCUAACAGUGAGUGCUGGAUCUUAUCGUAUGAGGAGAUAAAUCCCAUUCAUCGCCUUUUCCAUGAUAAACUUGUAUUCAUCAACAUAACAUGUGUGAUUUUGGCACCCAUUCACUUGCAUUGUAUGGAACAACAGAGCAAAAAUAUUGUUCUGAAAAUCAUUGUUUGUGUUCAUCAGAAGAAAGAAAGUCAUACACAUCUGCGAUGGCAUGAGGGAGGUUUGUUGAUUUUACAAGAAAUCCUCCAAACCGGGACGGCUGAGUGAACUAAAGCCAGCAGAGGGGGGUUUGGGGAGAAGGAAGGGAAGAGGGAUUAGGGGCUAACCCUGGACAUGAUCAAUCCUUAAGGAGCCUCCCUCAAGACACACUAUUGCCCCAGAUUAUUACAUCUAAUUUACUGCAUUUUAAAGACUCCUUUAUCUCCCCGGGGGGGUUCCUGGAGAGCGGGUCACUGGAUUUGCGUAUCUCUCAAAACAAAGGAUCAGGAGCAGAGGCCAGUAGGAGUGGAAGAGCAUGAGGACCGAGUGGCUCCGCUCAGCAUAUGAGUACAUGUGCAGGGAUAAAGCAGCGAGCCUGCCUGGAGGGUUUGGGAUUGAGCCAGACUCACACAGCAGCAGGGUGCAGAGCUGAGGUCACUGAAUGAACUUGGAUUAAGAAAGCAUACAGUCACACUAAUUAGAUGAAGGGGUUGAUUCAGAACUUGUAGCAGCAGACCUUCUGGACCUUACUGAAGAAGGAGUACAUGGUCUCAGUUCUUAACCACAUAGAUAUAUGCAGCCAAAGCUGAAUUUAUUUCUGAGUUGAAUUUUUCUAAACCAGAAACCCAGAACAACUGUGAAGCCCAGAAUCUCUGACCACAUAUGCAGCAGAGGUUUUCAGGAAUUGGAGUCAUGCAUAUUUUCAGCUCACAUUUAUCUUCACUGAAUCUUUCUGGAUAUGAACAAAGACCAGUGGCAAAAACGGGACACAGCUGAAAGUGUCUACUUUUUGAAAAACUGUAAGAAGAAACAUUACACUCAACUGCAGCUUUCAAAAGUUGUAUUCUGUGUAGUCCUGAUGCAAGGGUGAAACGAAUAUAUUUGGCUACCGUUCUCACCAUUUUUAGAUAGGUUUUGUGUUGUGGACUCUAGUACCUACAAUUUCUACCUGGAGAAACCAUGAACUUCGGCAAGCUCUCUGGCCUGAAGGGUCUGGUGUCCCACUCCUCAGGAAAGCGUCGCUUUAAAGGUGACCUCACUCCGGACAUGAUCAGUCCCCCACUGGGCGACUUCCGCCACACCAUGCAUGUGGGCCGCGGAGGGGACGUGUUUGGGGACACUUCGUUCCUCAGUAACCAUGGUGGAGCAGGAAGUAAUGCAGAUGGAGACAAUUCCUCCACCUCAGAGAAGAAUGAAGGUUUCUUCUCCCGCACACUUCGCCAUGUCCGCAAGACCCCAAACAAGCCCUGCGGUGGCUCCAAGGACCUGUCACCCCCACCUCCUCCCAUUUCUCCAAUCAUAAAAAAUGCCAUCUCCCUCCCCCGUCUGGACGUGGACUCACCCAACGGUUGUCCUGUUAAAGUACUUUUCCCUAGUUCACCCAAAACACCAGAGACAUCCACAUACUUGUAUGGUUUGGAGUCUGGCUUUGUCACCUUGCCAAGGCUGUCUCGCACUGAGCAUCCAGCCCAGGGCAGCUCUCCCCCAGCCUGCCCUCCCGAAAUCCACCGAGGCUCGCUCAUGGACACUGGUGUCCCCUCCUUUCCCUGUUCAGACUCGGUCAGUCCUUCUGACUCCAUGAACUCUUUCACCUUUGAUCUGGGUCCCUCCCUUAUGUCUGAAGUCUUUGCCUUAAUUGACAGCCCUGUGUCUGAAAAGGGCGACCCUGUCAGUGAAAAGACACAUGAGGCCAGUCCCUCAUUUGGAUUGACUGAUGAUCUGAACUCUGAGGUGGACUCCUAUGCAACCAUGUCAUUGGUGGACUCCCUCCUGCGAGAAGACGAUGAUGGCAGGACACGAUUGUAUGGUGGAGAGUGGAAGCAUUCAGACUUUGUAAAUGGUGAGUCACCAAAAAAGUCCAAAGUGAGGGAUCUGAUGUGUUCCUAUGAUGUUGAAGAUCAUGGCAUGGAGCCGGAGAGUUUCAAGAGGGCUGCUGAUGUGCUGGCACGUCAUUAUGGGAGUGAAGGACUCAGGAAUACAAACGCCAACAACUCUUUCAGGGGAGUACCAUACACGUACCCUGAUGAGGAAGACGAGAUCAAAGUCUAACACUAUCGGAUGUCCUCAUCACACAGUACUUUUAAUAAUGUUUCUAAAUUUAGUAAUGGGAUGAAUGAAAUGAGUUUUGAUAAUGUCUUUUUUACCCCUACUUUCAUGCAGAUUUGAAGAAAGUAUCACAUAUGAAAGUACAUCAAAAAGAACAGAAAUGUAGGUGAAUCUAUGUAGAUAUUUUGACAUUUGGUUAGAGCUACACUGAUGGCCAAAAGUUUGGAAUAAUGUACAGAUUUUGCUGUUUCGAAGGAAAUUGGUACUUUAAUUUACCAAAGUGUCAUUCAACUGAUCACAAAGUAUAGUCAGGACAUAACUGAUGUAAAAAACAGCACCAUCACUAUUUGAAAAAAGUAAUUUUUGAUCAAAUCUAGACAGGCCCCAUUUUCAGCAGCCAUCACACCAACACCUUAUCCUUGAGUAAUCAUGCUAAAUUGCUAAUUUGGUACAAGAAAAUCAUGUGCCAUUAUAUCAAACACUGCUGAAAACUAUUUGGUUUGUUAAAUGAAGCUUAAAAUUGUCUUUGUGUUGUCUUAAGGUCAAUAUUAGGUCGAAAAUGGCAAAAAAGAAACUUCUCUCUAGAAACUCGUCAGUCAGUCAUUGUUUUGAGGGAUGAAGACUAUACAAUUGCCAAAAAAAAAAAAAAAAAGAUUUCAUACAAAGUUGUACACUACAGUCUUCAAAGACAAAGGACAACUGGCUCUAACAAGGACAGAAAGAGAUGUGGAAGGCCAGAUGUACAACUAAACAAGAGGAUAAGUACAUCAGAGUCUCUAGUUUGAGAAAUAGACUCCUCACAUGUCUUCAGCUGACAGCUUCAUUGAAUUCUACCCGCUCAACACCAGUUUCAUGUACAACAGUAAAGAGAAGACUCAGGGGUGCAGGCCUUAUGGGAAGAAUUGCCUCUUUUGAAAAAGAAAUGUUAGAGUGGGACUCCAAAGAAACACAGACAUUGGACAACAGAUAAUUGGAAAAGAGUGUUAUGGAUCUUAACCCCAUUGAGCUUUUGUGGGAUCAGCUAGACUGUAAGGUGUGUGAGAAGUGCCCGACAAGACAGCCACAUCUAUGGCAAGUGCUACAGGAAGUGUGGGGUGAAAUGUCACCUGAGUAUCUGGACAAACUGACAGCUAGAAUGUCAAGGAUCUGCAAAGCUGUCAUUGCUGCACGUGGAGGAUUUUUUGAUGAGAACUAUUUGAAAUAAUUUAAGAAGUUCUGAACAUUUUUUUCAAAUUGCAAUAGUAAUUUUUCACAUUAUUAAUGUCCUGACUACACAUUAUGAUCAGUUGAAAACCACUUUGGCGAAUUUGUCGGGCACUUCUCACGUACCUUACAGUCUAGCUGAUCCCACAAAAGCUCAAUGGGGUUAAGAUCCAUAACACUCUUUUCCAAUUAUCUGUUGUCCAAUGUCUGUGUUUCUUUGCCCACUCUAACUUUUUCUUUUUGUUUUUCUGUUUCAAAGGUGGCUUUUUCUUUGCAAUACUUCCCAUAAGGCCUGCACCCCUGAGUCAUCUCUUUACUGUUGUACAUGAAACUGGUGUUGAGUUGAUACCAAUUUCUUUCCAUAAGAGCAAAAUCUGUACAUUAUUCCAAACUUUUGGCCAACAGUGUAUAUGUUGUUGUUCAGGAACCAUGGGAGGUGUAUGGAAGAAACGUGGUAUUUAAUGAACUCAUUUCAUCGUCCUAAAGUUUCUAUCAUUACCUUAAACAUUAGCUUUGAUUCAAGAAAAUACAACCUGCUAUGGUUGCUCUAUCAAAAUAGAUCUCUAUUGUUUAUUACAAACACAGCUAGCUAUAACUAUGCCAUUAAAAUAUACAGUUUUUUCAGUAUUUUGAUUUAGCAAAUUCUGUCAGUCCUUUUGCAAGUCAAUCUUUAUACUAUUAGUGAUAUACAGUAUAUAGUGUACAGUGAUACCAUGUAGAAGUCCGAACAGACAUAUACCUGCUAGCUAACCGACUAUGCAAAACACUUUAACUUGUUUUUACACAGAAAUGAAGCAUUUCAUAUUCGUUUAAUUUUGAUAGCAUAGAUGCCCAUUGAGGACGAACUUGGGUGGCAGUUUUAUUUUCAGACACUGAGAAACCAGCAAUCUUUACAAAAUAAGACAAACCGACUACAGAUCACAGUGGUGCACAAGACUGGUGAUGUGUUCAAAGAUCUUUUCAAAAGCAAAACUAAAAAAAAAUAAUGAAACGUCUGUAAUUUUCUCAUGUCCUUUAUUACAUGUUAAAUAUCUUCUGAUCAACACAAUACUCACAAAUAUUUUAUGAUCCCCACUUACUUUUAUCAAUGUAUUAUGAAAAUAUGAUUAAAUAUGAAUAUGAAUUUUGCUUGAAUAUAAGUUUGGUUUAUUAUGACAAAGGAGUUGACGUCUCCAUUCCCUUAAUCAUAUGAUAUAUGUACAUACUGUACAUAUAUGUGUGUGGUUUUGGACAAGAAAUGUACAAAAUACCAAUGUAUGUUACCUAAGUUUUCAUUAAAAGAAGUUAUAAACAA
This is a messenger RNA of Myxocyprinus asiaticus (Chinese sucker), 4806 nucleotides long. Its product is annotated as cdc42 effector protein 1-like. Lineage: Eukaryota; Metazoa; Chordata; Actinopteri; Cypriniformes; Catostomidae. The record is from RefSeq and is a predicted model, not a curated record. The transcript has 5 exons. The coding region runs from base 1224 to 2312 and encodes 362 amino acids.